This is a messenger RNA of Rubroshorea leprosula, 1322 nucleotides long. The record is from the annotation of a GenBank genome assembly. Lineage: Eukaryota; Viridiplantae; Streptophyta; Magnoliopsida; Malvales; Dipterocarpaceae.
UGAAUUUUCCUUUUCCUUUUAUCUCUUAUUGUCUACUUGGUAGGAUGGAAAAAGGUGAAGCUGACAUGUUGUUAUCCUCUUUGAUCCUCGAGAACCCAACACGUGUGAAAAUUCCAGGGAAGACCCAACUGUGUCUGGGAAUCGAGGAGGCAAAAUGUCUGGUUAUUAUAGUUAUUCCCAUGGUACUGACCGGUCUUGUGCUCUACUCUCGUUCUAUGGUCCCCAUGCUCUUCCUAGGACGUCUGGGUGAACUGGCUCUAGCCGGCAGCGCGCUUGCUGUCGGGUUUGCAAACAUUACAGGAUACUCUGUUCUGUGCGGUCUGGCCAUGGGAAUGGAACCCAUCUGCGGCCAAGCUCUUGGGUCCAAAAGCUACAAGCUUCUCGGACUGACCCAUCUACAAUUUGUGCAGGGAAUGGAACCUGUCUACCACCGAAAGCAAUCUCCUCCUUUCUCACGCCUUUCAUUUCGAAUUUUCAACGCACAGCGAAAGGCGUCCAUUGCAGCCACAAAUUCUCCUCCUUUUCAGGGUCAGUCCGAGAAGCUUGUAGCUUUUGGACCCAAAAGCUUGGCCGCAGAUGGGUUCCAUUCCCAUGGCCAGACCGCACAGAACAGAGUAUCCUGUAAUGUUUGCAAACCCGACAGCAAGCGAGCCGUCGGCUAGAGCCAGUUCACCCAGACGUCCUAGGAAGAGCAUGGGGACCAUAGAACGAGAGUAGAGCAGAUGACCGGUCAGUACCAUGGGAACAACUAUAACAACUAGACAUUUUGCCUCCUCGAUUGCCAGACACAGUUGGGUUUUCCCUGGAAUUUUCACACGUGUUGGGUUUUCGGGGAUCAAAGAGGAUAACAACAUGUCAGGUUUACCUUUUUCCAUCCUACCAAGCAGACAAUAAGAGAUAAAAGGAAAAGGAAAAGGAAAAUUCAGGGGACUGGAAACUUUGGAAGUGGAGAAAUUGAGGUGGGCAAUUGGGGGAAAAAUGCAUUCAGCAGCCUUUGGAGAUAGUCUGACUAUAAAUGGAGAAUUUGAGGAAGAAUGAAAAUUGUCCCCAAAUCCCUUAUUUGAAAAUUCUUGGAAAGAAUGCCACCGUCCUUUUUUGACCGACAAGGAUUUGUCACUAUUGGGAGUCUAUCUAGCAAUCAACAAUCACAAACUCCAACGUAACAAAGCUUGAUCCUUGUUACUCCUCUUGCAACUGUAUCAUCUCGAUUUAUAGGCUCGAGUUUUCACUUUUAUUAUUUUUCUAAUUACUUACGGUUUGAGCCUUUGAGUUAACAUUGCACGCAACUUGGGAAUCUUUUUAAAGAAAAAUAAUUUGUUGUU